Xylona heveae TC161 is the source of this 1681-nucleotide messenger RNA. Its product is annotated as WD40 repeat-like protein. The transcript is spliced from 3 exons. Bases 177 to 1430 code for a protein of 417 amino acids. Gene Ontology annotation, molecular function: protein binding. The record is from RefSeq and is a predicted model, not a curated record. Gene Ontology annotation, cellular component: Set1C/COMPASS complex. Lineage: Eukaryota; Fungi; Ascomycota; Xylonomycetes; Xylonales; Xylonaceae.
GGAAGGGUAUUUCUGGGAUGGAUCAACAUAUUUACGGGCAUGCUGUUGACUGUAUGCAGGUUGACGGAACGGUGGUGAUUUUUGACGUUGAGACGAAUGGCGUCGCUCGAAAAUUACGCGGCCACACUCGGCAGAUACAGUCGUUGAGGUAGGAUGCCAGAUGGGAGCUGGAAAAUAUGAUAAGGAGGUUAAUACUCGGUAGUUGGUCACGAGAAGGUCGUUAUCUUCUCAGCUCUUCGCAAGACUGGAAAUGUGUACUCUGGGACCUCAGCGAUGGUUCUCGAGUACGAACAGUGCGGUUUGAAGCUCCUGUAUAUAUUGCAGAGCUUCACCCUUUCGAUCACUUGAAAUUUGUGGCUUCACUAUUUGAAGAACAACCCGUUCUCGUAGAUCUUCACUCGACAGUUCCCAAAAAACAAACACUCCCAUCGGCGCCGAAGAGACCAAAGGUGGAAGGCGAGGAGAUAUCGGAGAAACAGGCAGCGCAAGAUGCCAAGCAGACAACCACUGUCACAAUCUUCAGUGCUUCCGGCAGCCACAUCAUAGCAGGCACGAGUAGGGGCUGGUUGAAUAUCAUCGAGACUGCAACAUGUCAAACCAUUUAUUCUACGCGCAUUUCUAACAAUGUGUUGAUCUACUUUCGUCUCACCGCUUCGGGCCGGGACAUGGUGGUUAAUUCUAGCGAUCGUAUCAUCCGGACUCUUUUCAUGCCUGAUCUGACCGUGGGCGAGAUCGAUCCGGACACAAUCAAGGUAGAGGUGGAGCACAAGUUCCAAGACGUUGUGAAUCGACUGUCUUGGAACCACGUGGCGUUCAGUUCAACCGGAGAGUAUGUCACUGCUUCGACAUAUAUGAAUCAUGACAUUUACGUGUGGGAGCGCGGGCACGGAAGCUUAGUGAAGAUACUUGAGGGCCCUAGAGAGGAGCUUGGGGUUGUUGAGUGGCAUCCCAAUCGACCCCUUGUGGCUGCCUGUGGUCUUGAGUCCGGCCGUGUCUACCUUUGGUCCAUCAUCACACCUCAGCGAUGGUCAGCACUGGCACCUGAUUUCGCCGAAGUGGAAGAGAAUGUGGAGUAUGUCGAGCGCGAAGACGAGUUCGAUAUUCAUCCCAUCGAAGAGAUACAUAAGCGUCGCUUAGAUUUGGAGGACGAGGAGGUUGAUGUUUUGACUAUUGAGCCAAUCAAAGGAGAAGCUGACGACCAAGUUUUCCGAAUGCCCGUCCUCCUGGAUAUUGACGACAGCGAAAGCGAGGAAGAGAUCAUUGCUGUUGGUCCUGGCACUAUGAGAAAGAAGAGCCCUGGCGAAGGCAGAGAAUGGAUGAAUGAGGUUGAAAGCGGCGCUAGCGCUGACGAGCGUGGUGCUUCCAAGCGGCCAACAGCAAAUGGGACAGGAAGGUCUCAGGGUCGCGCAAGAAAACGAAGAGGCGACUGAGAAAGGUCUUGCCUUGGCAAGUGCUUGUGAUCUAGUUGAUAUGACGGGAUCCAGGUUCUUGUCCUCUGCGAUACUCGUUGGCUCAGUCAGCUGAUGGUCGCGCUUGAAUCCACUGGCGAAGACGGUGGGACGUUCGUCCCUCUCAAAGUUCAAUCUUCAGCCAGCAACUAGUCGUGUCACCGUUGGGAAAAAAUGCUUCGUCAGCUUCACAUGGCUCUUUCCGUUUUCUGGCAAUUACCAUGUCGUGCGUU